This is a messenger RNA of Lagopus muta (rock ptarmigan), 2048 nucleotides long. RefSeq names its product purinergic receptor P2Y12 (gene P2RY12). Gene Ontology annotation, molecular function: G protein-coupled purinergic nucleotide receptor activity. Gene Ontology annotation, cellular component: membrane. The transcript has 2 exons. Bases 1002 to 2027 code for a protein of 341 amino acids. Gene Ontology annotation, biological process: blood coagulation; G protein-coupled receptor signaling pathway. The record is from RefSeq and is a predicted model, not a curated record. NCBI's taxonomy places the organism in Eukaryota, Metazoa, Chordata, Aves, Galliformes, Phasianidae.
UCUCAUCACUGUUUUGUCAUCACUUGCAGAAGCCCAGCAGCCCAAACUGCAACAAGCAAUAACGAACAUUUAUUGCAAAAAGCAUCUCCUGUGAUUAUCACUGCAGAGGAAACAGCAUCAAGCGAAAUCACUGAACGGCCAGGUUCAGAACACAGAGGAACAGAUGUCAUCUGGUACCAAACAUCCCGCAGGGACCUACGAACACAGGCCCAGGAGAUGCACACCAUGCCCACCCCCAGCCCCACGACAGGCAGCACUGAGGUCCACCAGCUGCUCCUCACUUCUCUCUACGUACAACCCCACUAAAAAGAAGAUGCCGUCCAACUCUUAAGACUGCAUUUUGUAAAUCCAAUAGAAACUGACGUGUGUAGUUCACUGGAACUCUAACUAGUUACAUUUAGUCUUCUACUACCAUGUAUCACACAAAGUUGAUGCCAAAUUCCUAACUUUAAAACUGGAAGAACUGCUCAGCAAAUUAUAAAAGGUGUAAAUAUUUUUGAAUUAUAACAUAAAAUCACCUUCUCCAAUCACUGCUUCUCUUUACACCAUGAGACCAUUCAGUUUCCAAACAAGGAGGGCUGCACACAAAAGUACUAACAAAUAAGUUCCACACAAAUCACAAGGCACAGAGGUGGGAGCACAACUCCACGCUCAGGAAAGUUGUGCCGGCUUACAGAAUACACGAUACGACCUCCUUUAAAAAUAGCAGCUCUAUCUGUAGGUCAAAAGUAGGAAGUAAGCCUCUAAUUAUAUAGAAAGUUCUAUUUCUCUCUCUGUUCUGGAGGAAACAAAAGCAGAAGCGCUGAUGGCAUCACCCGGGAUCAGCAGCUGUCCUCCCGGCUGAGGAGCCAGACCCUGCCCGCCAGCAGCCCGGCACUGCAGCACCUGAGGCCCCCCAGCUCCACGCGUCUCACAGCGCUGCUGCUGCACCAGGAGCCGCAGCAACCCAGCACGGCAGCGCUGCUCGGCAGCACGCUACGAAGGAGGGUGGAGAAGACGAAAUGCAAACAAAAGCCACAAGCAACUUCAGCUACUCUAUCAAUGGUAGCAACUGCACCAGCGAUAACAGAAUCAGACAGGUCAUCUUCCCCUUGCUUUAUACUCUUCUCUUCCUGGUGGGCCUCACUAUGAAUGGCCUGGCAACGUGGAUCUUCUUCAAAAUAUCAAGUAAAUCCAAUUUCAUCAUCUUCCUCAAGAAUACUGUCAUUUCUGACAUCCUCAUGAUUCUGACUUUUCCAUUUAAAAUCCUCAGCGACGCACAGUUGGUACCGUGGGUGCUGAGAGGAUUCGUGUGCCAGGUCAGCCAGGUCGUGUUUUACUUCACCAUGUACAUCAGCAUCUUGUUCCUCGGGCUGAUAACCAUCGACCGCUAUCAGAAAGCCACCUCGCCAUUCAGAACAUCAACCACAAGGAGCCUUCGAGGCGCCAAGAUCCUCUCCAUGGCUAUUUGGAUAUCGAUGUUUACUCUUUCAUUACCCAACAUGAUUCUAACAAACAAGAAAAAAACACCUAAGAACGUAAAAAAGUGUGCCCUCUUGAAAUCUGAGUUUGGCUUAGUCUGGCAUGAAAUCGUAAACUACAUCUGCCAACUUAUCUUCUGGGUUAAUUUAGCAGUCAUAGUUGUAUGCUACAUACUUAUGAGCAAAGAAUUGUAUAAGUCCUAUCAGAGGACAAGAUCCACGGGAAGACCAUCCAGAAAAUCUGUAAAUCUGAAGGUCUUCAUCAUAAUCGCAGUGUUCUUUAUAUGUUUUGCACCAUUCCACUUUACCAGAAUUCCCUACACUUUGAGCCAAACAAGAAAUGUUUUUGACUGCUCUGCAGUGAACACCCUGUUUUACUUAAAGGAGAGCACGCUGUGGCUGACAUCGCUGAACGCUUGCCUAGAUCCAUUCAUUUACUUCUUCCUUUGCAAGUCGUUUCGAAAGUCCUUGCUAGGCAUGCUGUGCAAGGCCACCGCAUCGCCAGAACUCGGAGCACAGACAGCAGGGCAGAACGGAAGAGACGACACUGAGGAUACCCCACUUUAGCACAAAGGACCUGCCACAGCC